CUCGCGCCGGAGCGGUGGCGGAAGUGACGUCACGAGGCCGGUGCGCUGUCUGGAACGUGGCUAGUUCCUGUUGCAAUGGGUGCAGUGUGAUGGUGGUGUGGGCAUUUCAGGCUCUCCUCUGCCGGUUACCCAGAGUUCUACAUCCUGCACAGUUUCACCUUGCAGCUUUGAGAAUGGGCAAGAACCACGUGCCGGAAAGGUGAGUGAGCAGAGCUGGGAGGGUCCAGCUGGGAGGGGGGUAUUUGUAUUACUGGCAUUGUGGGGUAGAUUUCAAUAAUACAAAGGCAGGCUGACCGAGUAUCUGGUGAGGUUGGAGAGCAAGAGCACAUGUAGGGUGAAUGAGCCACCGUGGGCAGCCAAUCAUGGCCCAAAAGUGAGGGCUGUCUGUACUGCUUGAAGCUGCCCUCUAUCUGAAUGACAUUAUCAUGCUCAUUUAAAAUGCUUAACUCUUUCAUUAGCCACCAUGUGGAAAUUAAUUUAAUAUUCUGACCAGGUGCUAGUCCUCACCUGGAGAAUAAAUACAGCUUCCCAAAGGGAGUCUAGGGAAUCGCUCUGUGUUGUGGUAAUAUAAAAUAAUGUUCUCCCUCACUCAAUUGGAUUAGUAGUCCUGGGUCUUUGAUGGCCCACAAGCUACGUAGAAACGGUGGAUGUUUACAGUUGGCAAAACCUCAUUUGCCUUUCAUUGUUACUUCAGAGUCAUAGUGGGCAAAGAUUGAUUGUGUGCCCUGUGUUAUUCUGAUGCUGUAAUAUGUGUGUACACAGCUACCUACUAUUUCUGCAUACAUACAAUUGCCUCCAUGAAAACAAAACUUAUAUCAGACCUGAUUUUUUUUUUUUUUUUUAAAUGUAUUUAUUUUUGUUAGAUACAUAAUCCUUGCUAUUAUUAUUUUCUUUAUUUACUUGGGUAUUCGCUAGUGGUCAGGGUAGGAUUUGACCAAUUAUCAAUAAAUGUUAAAGGCAAUAUCUAAUCUAAGUUUUCCCAAACAGGCAAGACUGAAAUAAUAUUCGAUAGAACCUUUUUUUAAAAAGGCCUUGCAAGAGAGCCUUGAGUUAUAUAGUGUCAAACUACUAGAGUAUUGCAGUUUGCAAUUAUACCUUUUUAACUAACAUACACUCUGGUAUUUUGUCUACUGGACUAUCUUAAUCCCCAAAAAUUAUUUAUAUAUAUAUAUAUAUAUAUAUAUAUAUAUAUAUAUAUAUAUAUAUAUAUAUAUCUCUAUCACACUGUUUUGCCAUUAUUAAAACGGCUGUGAAAAAAAGGUACAUAUAUUAUUAACCCCUUAGGACAGCGGGCGUGCUAUGCUGUCCUUGGGGUCCCGACUCGUAAAUCAAAAUGCGGGCUGGCGGCAUAGCACGUCCCCGUUAUCCUAGGGACUUACCUGCUCACCAGCGACUGCAAUGGGGGGACUUGCCUGUCAUCUCAUGCAGUCCCCCUGCUGCUGAUCUGGUCAAUUAGGUAAUUUUAUUAUUACAAUUUGUGGUACCUGUGUGAUAACUCAGGCAGAAAGUCCAGGUAAUUUAAUUUGCUAGCACUAUAUAUAACCCUCUAACUUCCAAGACACUGUAAAACCUGUACAUGGGGGGUACUGUUUUACUCGGGAUACUUUGCUGGACACAAAUAUUAGUGUUUCAAAACAGUAAAAUGUAUUAAAACGAUAUCAUUGGUGAAAGUGACAUUUUUUGCAUUUGUCACACAUAAAUGGCACUUACACUGACAAUCUAAUUGUUGUGAUAUGUUUUACUGUUUUUAAACCGUAAUAUUUGUGUUCGGCGAAGUCUCCCGAGUAUAACAUUACCCCUCAUGUACAGGUUUUAUGGUGUUUUCAAAAGUUAGUUAAAUAUAAGGCUUGCGUUUCAGUUUUUUCACUUUGAAAUUCGCCAGAUUGGUUACGUUGCCUUUGAGACCGUAUGCCCAGUAAUGAUAAUUACCCCCAUGAUGGGAUACCAUUUGCAAUAGUAGACAACCCAAGGUAUUGACAAAAUACCAAAAAGGCAAUCUACAACACAAAAAUAAUAGAGACGGACAUAGGACAAUAACGUUGUGCAAUGUGAGUUAUAAAGGUAAAUAAUCACACUCACAAACCCAAUUUGACUGAAGGCAUAUCAUGAGUAACGAUGCAUUAACUUCAGAACUUGUGGAACAUCAAUAGUGUGCAUAGGAGGAAGAAAUAUAAUAGUGCAGAGUAUCUCAAUAAAAAUGACACAGUUUAUUACAAGAUACACUUACAAAACAGAAGUAUCAAAUGGGCACGUUAAACUCUGCUGGAACUACAUCCCGGUCACAGGAUCAAAACAGCAGGAAAGCCAAAUACAAUAUACUUGAAUACAUAAAAAUUUAAAACAAAUACUCUGUACAUAAAAAAGCCCUACGUGUUUCGUUCAGAAAAGAACUUCCUCCGGGUAAUAAAUUGUGUCAUUUUUAUUGAGAUACUCAAUGCCUUUUUGGUAUUUUGUCAAUAUUGUUUUGAGGACAUAAGAGGAGUCCUUUUCAUCUUCAACACUAUUAAGGGUAAUUUUUGUGUGUUUUUUCACUUAUUACCCACUAAGUGUGUGUUCUACCUGCACACAGGUGUAUUUGUAUUUAUUGCAACCCAAGGUAUUGCAAAUGGGGUAUGUCCAGACUCUUUUAGAUGCUAAUUGGUCACAAACACUGGCCAAAAUUGGCGUUCAAAUACGUUUUUUUGCAUUUUUCACACACACAAAUAUUAAUGCUAACUUUGGCCAAUGUUUGUGACCAAGUGCCUACUAAACAAGACUGGACAUAACACAUUUGCAAUACCUUGGGUUAUCUACUAUUGCAGAUGGUAUGCUAUCAUGGGGGUAAUUCUCAUUCCUGGGUUACCAUACGGUCUCAAAGGCAACAUAACCAAUCUGGGAAAUUUCAAUGUGAAAAAUGUAACAUGCUGUAUUUGACCCUGUAAUUUCCCAAAACAGCAUAAAACCUGUACAUAGGGUGUACUGUUAUACACGUGAGAUAUUGCUGAAUACAAGUGUCUUUUAUUGCAGUAAAAGCAAACAGUAUUAUGACACUCACCGUUAAAAUGUCACGUAGAACUAAAAAAAAUAAAAAAAAUUUUUUUUUAAAUAUUCAUAUUAAAUUUGUUUCAUAUCUAAAUAUUUGAUGUUAAAUGAAAGCCUUGUUUCCCCUGAAUAAAAUAAGUGUGGGUGCACUUAAUAUGGAAGAGGUGAAUUACGGUUGAACAGACAUAUAGUCAGAUUCCAGGUUUUAUUUUGACCGCGACGUGUACAUUUGGCUCAGUCCUUAAGGGGUUAAUGCCGUUUAUGUUCUGUUGAACUGUUCGUAGAAUGCAUUUUACUGGAAACUAUACUUAUCACUGGCUGUAAACCAGUAUGUGAAAUUAAGAUUGCGCUAUAACAGCGUUCAGUCAAAUGUUGAUCAGUAAACACUCUAUAAUGCCAAAGUUGCCUAAUACUGCUCAUGUGACAUUUGCAAGAAAUAUAUAAAACCGGAAGGAAAGUAUUGUAGUGUGCACAUAUACUUGCAGACAAGGUAACAUUUUAAAUUUUUGUAGAUGGACUGAUUAUAUUCCAGUUGGCAAACGUAUCCCAGGAACACGGUUUGUUGCUUUUAAAGUUCCUUUAAAAAAGGUGAGUAAUAUUAUAUUGUUUUCCCCUGUAGAAAAUAAUUCUCUUGAUGGAUUUUGUGUUUAUUUUGUAUACGCUUGCUUAUUUCUAGCAUGUCUUUGGGUUUUUCCCCGUAGCUCUAUGAGAACAAACUUUCAUCAAAGCAACAGUUUUCCACAUCAGACCUUAUUGAAGAAAUUAAAAGACAGAACGAGGAACUUGGACUAAUCGUGGAUUUGACAUGUACGACAAGGUACUACAGGCCAGAGGUAUGUUGUGAGCCAUUUGACAAUUUACAAGCACAUUCUUGACUUUAAUCGGCUUUGUAACACUGCAGAUGUCAGUGUAAUUUAUUUUAUGUACAUAUAUUUGCAGGAGUUGCCCAAAUCACUCCGUUACACAAAACUGUUUACAGCUGGCCAUGAAGUACCAAGUGAUGAUGUUAUUUAUCAGUUCAAAUGUAUUGUGGAUAAGUUUCUAAGUGAGAACUCUGAAAAUGGUAAGUUGGAUACUGCGGGUUGAGACAUUGUCUGUAGCAGGAAAUUUGACUCCCACCUUUUUGCUAGACCCCUGUUUUUGAUGAUUGGGGGGAGGGUGGUUUAGUUUUCGUAGUUUCUGUACAACCUUGAAACUGGUAUGAUACUAACAGCAUAGUUUCCAUAGUUUUUUGUUUUGGUUUUUCUGUUGUGUUUUUUGACCAUUUAAAUUUCACUUUAUAGAAAUUCCACCAGUGAUUUCCUUUUUUAAUCUGGUGACCCUCAAACAUUGUUUACAAUCUAUACCCAUUCCCUGAUAGUUCCCAUUUAAAGGAUCACUAUAGUGUCAGGAAAACAUAGUGGUUUUCCUGACACUAUAGUGCCCUGAGGGUGCCCCUCCCUCCUUCAGCAGCUUACCUUAAUCCAGCGCUCCCUCUGCGCUGGUAACGUCUCCUCCCCUGCCGAAGACAGCUCCCGCAUCCAACGUCAAUGCUUCCUAUGGACGCUCUGCGCGAUCGAGGCAAACUGUGACUCUAGUGGCUGUCCAGAAGACAGCCUCAAGAGGCUGGAUUAACCCCAAAUGUAAAAAUAGCAGUUUCUCUGAAACUGCUUUGUUUGCAUCUGAAUGGUUAAAACCCGAGGGACCUGGCACCCAGACCACUUUAUUGAGCUGAACUUUUAAGAUCAUUUAGAACAAUCAUCACAAACCUGGGCCCACCAUAUGCGAUCCCUGUUUUAGAAGGCAAUAUAUCUAAAUUUUUUUUUUUUUUUUUUUAAUGGAAAUUUUUCACGUCUAAAAGAGUUUUGUUUUUAUCUUUAUCUUUGCUCAUACAGACAAACUUAUUGGUGUUCAUUGCACACAUGGAUUGAAUCGGACUGGCUACUUGGUGUGUAGGUGAGUUUAAAGACCGUUAAUUCAAAGUAAUGUAAAGAUUUCAUUAAAAGGCUUUGUAACCACUGAGCGCUGUGCUGGUUACGAUGCCAGAAAUUCACUGGCGUGGUUCCACUGUUAAGAGUCAAGUUGGUUUUUGUAUAGUUUGACACUUACUUAGGUCCUACCAGACCCCUGCAGUUCAGCUUCUUUUGAGAUUGCUUAAAGCAGAAGUUCCGCUUCCUCUUUAUCAAUAUGAAUUUUGUCCAUCUUUGGCAGCCUCAAGGUGUUUGUUUAUUUUUGUAUAAUAAACUUUGCAAACCUGGAUUUGGGUAGAAUCUAGAGAUCGACCGAUAUCGGUUUUACCGAUUAUUAUCGGCCGAUAUUCUGUAUUUUCAGCACUAUCGUUAUCGGCCAAUAAAGAUACAGAUAUUGCCGAUAAUGCAUACCAGGCCCGCCGUGCCCAUUACAAGCCUGGCGGUCCUGGGGGGGCCCGCAGCAAGCUCUUACUUACCUUCCUAGCAGCUCCCCAGUGCGAAUCUCACGAGACCCGUGGCCGCAGAGCGUUGCCACGGGUUACCAUCUUACCGGUCUUGUGUUAAACUGCAACAUUAAAAAAAGUGAAUAAAUAAGGGGCCUGAAUGCACUGCUUCUUUUAAAGCAAUAUUUUACUAUUUCUUAUCUGUUGUCCAUUUUUAAGGCUGGCAUACCUUCCAACAUUGGCCUCCCAUAUGCAGAGCACUCUUUGAUGUUUUUUGGAAAUGAGUUAAAUUCCUUGAAAGCGCUUUGCUCAGAGUGAGUGAGUGAUCCAAUUAAGCACUUGGGUACAUUUCUCUUGAGUCCUCAUAUGCGGAACACCAGAGAACAAGCCUGGACAAAAGCUUGAAUUAGGACAGACUUGUUUUAUCUAGGAAUGUUGGGCAGUCCAGCCUGGAAGAAUUUAUAGACUAUGAUAAACAUAGGACCGAAUAGUGAAAUUAUGCUAAUCUUGGUUACAUUGUUUUAUAGAUAUCUUAUUGAUGUGUUGGGAAUGGUGCCUGCUGAUGCAAUAGAAAGUAAGUGAUUUUUGUGAUUUUAUUUGACUCCUUGAUUUGAUACCAAUUUCAUUUUGAAUAGCAACUGUGACAAAAUGCAGGACUCUAGAGCAUUCCUUCAGGUUUUUGCACAAAACUGAUUGACAAGGAAAUUGCAUAUUUAAAUAUUAACUCUCCUUAAUUCUUGCUAUAGUAAUUUUACCAGAAUGAGUGACUUUGCUUUGUUCGAUUACAUGAAAUAAUUUUUAGUAACCUGUAUCUUUGUCACGUAAUUCUACUCUCUAUGUCUGUAUACGUAUCACAUAACUGACCAGACCAGCAAAAAUCAGCCUUGUUGCUUUUUAAAACAUGUAAAGUAACUGAUUUCCAGAACAUACACAUCCAUGAGAAAGACACCACCAUAAGGAAACACAACCAUUAAAGGGACACUAUAAGCAUCAGAACAACUUUAGCGUAAUGCAGUGUUGUUAAUGUUUAGAUCAGGCUUCCCCAAACUCCGGCUCUCCAGAUGUUGCUGAACUACAACUCCCAUGAUUCUUAUCCAAUUUAUUUCAUUCAGAGAAUCAUGGGAGUUGUAGCUCAACAACAUCUGGAGGGCCAGAGUUUGGGGAAGCCUGGUUUACACCAUGUCUCUGUAGUCUCACUGCCCAGUUCUGCCACUUAGGGGUUAAAUCUCUUUUUUGUUUCUUAAGCACACCUCCCCUGACUGACAGGCUGCAUGAAAAAGAGAUUGUAUCAUUUUUCAAUCAGAUGUUAACUUGCUUUAGAUGUAUUUAUCUCAUACUCUGAUUGAACUUUAAUCACACACAGGAGACUCUAGCAGGCUUUUAAAUGGACCCUAUAGGGACUACAGCUUAAUGUAAUUGUUCUGGUAAGUAUAAUCUUUCCCUGCAGAUAUUUUCAUGUAAACAAAGAAAAGGCAGUGUUUACAUUGCUCCUCAGGGACUGCAGGGGGAUGAUCUAUACACCAAAACUACUUGCUACCACGGACAGCCUUGGUUCUCCUUUCCUGUAAUGCUUUGCACUAUUUAUUCAAAGUUGAUAUAGGCUUAUUCCCAUUGUGUUUCUAAUCAUUUGGUUGUGUACUUUUUACAGAAUGGUUCUAUUUUUUGUUAUUCAUCCCCAAGCUUAUUUGAUGCUUUUAUUAAAAUUAUCUGCUAAUUUGUAACCCAUUUAUUUAUUUUAUUUUUCAUUCUAUUUUUGUAGAAUUUAACAGAAGCCGCGGUCAUUGCAUGGAACGCAAAAAUUACCUUGACGACCUGAUGUAUGGGAAAAUGAGAAGGUACGUAAAUAGCAUUUGGUUGCUGUCCGCUAGGCAUCUGGUAAAAUCCGCACAACAAACUAGUUAAUUUCCCACUGAAGUCAGUGUUUUGUUAUUUGAGAUUGCCUUCCUACAGAGGCAAUUGUGGGAAACUAAGUAGUUUUGCAUACAUCUGGUAAUGUGGAAUUUAUAUUGCCCGACACCUGGGACAUGCACUUCCAGGCAAGCUGUUUUUCUAUUAUUUUUUUUUUAUUUUUUUAGCACUGCCGCAGACAAGCGGCAAUGCUGCUAAGGGAUUAAUGCGGUGGAAGGACUGGAGACCGUAGCUUUGAGCCAGCUAGGGGCCGUAGUAGAUCAGCUGCUCCUUACAAUGCACAGAGCUUAUGGCCGCCGGGAUACAGAAUGACAUCAUAUCCCGGUGUCUGGCACUGCAUGGAGGAAAGGAGGGGACAAGCUGACAACAGACUGCUACAUGAAGGCUGCUGGUAAUGUGAAAGAUAGAAUGGGGCUGUACAAUAUGUGGGUCAGGUGUAGUUUGUGUGUAAAUGGGUCAGUGUUUGGGAUCAACCUUUUUAAUAACUGAUACCGAUAAUCUGAACUUUCAGGCAGAUAGUUUACCGAUAUUCUGUACAUUUACUGUAUAUUUUAUUUUUGCUCUUUAUUUAUUUUAUUUUUUUUAAAUAAAGUGGUAAAUGCACAAAAUAUACAUGCCAGUCAGAUAAUUUUUUUUUUUUUUUUCAAAAAUAUAUAUAUACAUAAGUAUUAGUGUGUGUGUGUGUGUGUGUGUGUGUAAAUAUGUGCGGUUGUCCCAUUAUCUGUCUCUUGGUGCCCCCCCAUUCCCCUUAAUAUUCCUCUCCCUUCUCUUUUAGUGGUUCCUCCCUAACCCAGUGUUCCUUUUUCCUUCCCUCCCCUGUACGUUAGUGUCCUCCCUUAAUGUUCCUCUUUCACCCCCAUCCCAUAGUGGUCUUCACAACUCUUCCCCCCCCCUCCUGUCCCAUAGUUUCCAUCCCUUAGUGCUCCUCUCUCUCUCCCCUCCUUUGUCCCCGGUGUGUCUCUACUGGUAGCGUGGCCGAUCGGAGCAGUGUGCACCGCGGUACAGGAACUUCAGUUUCCUGUACCCGGCCGGACUGACAGGAAGUGCUCUCUCAGUGAGCAUUUCCUUUCAUAUUAUAUAUGCAGGAGGGAGCACUGUGCUCCCUAAGGCGGCCGCUUGUGCCGCCUUAUGGACCUGCCAGCCCACCCAUUCAUGAUCGGUAUUGCCGGUGAAUAUUGGCCGAUACUUGCAUAAAAUCGGAAUAUCUGAACAGCCGACCAGAGCGGACGCGUUACAAGAGAGCUCCGCAACAACAAACUUGUAAAAGCACCUAAAAACGCUCUUUUUCGCAACAAAGAAACACCAACAGUAUGGGGGAAGAAGUCCAGACGCCAGGGACCUGUCAAACUAGCGGGAUCCCAGGAUAUUGGAGAUCUCCUGCUCCGGCCGUCCAGGGCCCAUGGCACCUUCGCGCCAAAAGAAAAUGGCGACUCACUCUCCGCCUCCUCCGAAGUACGGAUUAUGGACGUGCUGGACGAGAUCCCAGACGGAGGGGGAUUUCAUCACCCCUCCUCUGAUGAAGACAACGAGCUGCCGUCUACUAAGGGCGACAUCAAAACGCUUCUCCGCAAUAUCCAACAGCUAUUUGCGGCAGACGUUGCGAUUGUGUGCGAAGAAAUACAUACAGUGGAGGGACGUGUGAAAGCAGUAGAGGCAGACACACAGGGCCUCUCUUCCAGAUCCCUUGCUAUGGAGGCACUAACAGCAGAGCUCCAAAAAGCCCAAGCACAACUUACCACUAGAAUGGACACCAUGGAGAACAGGCACAGAAGCAGAAAUAUUAAAAUCAGGGGCAUUCUGGAGUCAAUCACUACGGAAGAGUUACCCUACUACACCAGGAGGCUGCUGAGCACUAUACUGAACCCCAAGCAGAACAAGCAAAUCAUGGUAGACGGGAUAUUCCGCAUACCAAAAGCAACUAAGGCCCCAGCAGACUCAUCAAGGGACGUUAUUGUUCAGUUCCAGACAAGAUCGGCGCAAAUACUAGUAAUGACAGCAGUGAGGGGAAAACUUACCUGCCCCUUCGAAAAUGCUCACCUCAUGUUCUUCGAAAAUGCUCACCUCAUGUCCAGACCAACGCUACUAUGGAGAAGCCAGUUCAAACCUCUGACCACGACUCUUCGUAACCACUCCAUACCAUACCGCUGGGGAUCUCCCAGGAGCCUAAUUAUACCACAAGGUGGGAAGAACUUACAACUUACCACCGCCGCAGAAUCGGAUGCAGCGCUCCAGGCCUUGGGAAUACCACAUCAGCUGGAACAAGAGGCGCAGGCUCCAGGGCGGAGAGCACCACAUAACUGGGACAUGGCUAAGAUUGUACCGUUCCAACCAUGUGGGACUCCCAGAAUGGGCCAGGUCACCUCAUCCCCACUGUUGACCUCCAAUAGCACUGGGAGGAAGGAGCAGCACCAGCAAGGCACCUGAGAUACCGACAGGAACUCACACAACCUUGUCCGACAGGAAUACUCCCCUUCGCCACAUCACACUUAACCGGGAACAGUAUUUAAGUUUUUCAGCAUGUAUGCAUAUCCUUAGUGGAAAGCACAAGAGGACUGUGAGUAAUUACAUGUCAUUAGUGCCCAGGGAAACUGAGGUACUAGCAAUUGUUGCGCUAAUCGGGCGCCUGUAUCCGCAGACUCAUACCAGUAUAUAAAAACGCUGGCCUGGCUUUUUUUAUUUUAUUUAUUAUUAUUUAUUAACCGUUUAAACUCCCUGGCUCAUAAAAUGUCAAUGUCACAAUGUUCGUUUGCUGCAGUUCGCAAAAGGUUAAUACUCUGUCAGAAACAUAUAUCCGGUCCUGACGUUUAGAAUUUAAUUUGCCUGCCUGUGAUAACGAAUACAUCCAUACAGUAGGUGAAUCUAUGAGUAUUUAAAUGGAAAGCUGACUCAAUCUAAAGUGCAAUGUUGUUGUGUCAGUGCAGAGGAGGGAACAACUCUAAACCAUUAUGGAGAGCGUAGCCCGUGGAUUGUCCCUAAACAUUGGUCUCCACCCUAUGCACAGAGACACACAAUAAUAAAGUAAUUAGGGUAACACAGGCUUGACAACACACACCAGAUCUAAGCCACGUUAAAACCUACGAACUAAUACUACAACCCCCUAAACGAAAACCUCUAAGGAUAGCAAAACACUAUAAGUCUCCCCCCCCUUCCUCUCCACAAAUCAUCUUUUUAGUUUUAAAUGCAAGCAGAUGUGUCGAUCUGAGAGGACCACGAACAAGAGAGCAACAGGGCAGAAGGGAGAAGGCAAACCACAGCCAUUACACUGCCCAUCACGCAUAACCUAGACACGCCACACAACCCACCCCCUCACCUCCUCCAAGCUCAGGGUUACAGAGCACCUCACCAAGCCUACAAUGAUAGCAACUGAAUCGGCUCCACUCCAGAAGCUUAGUAUAGCAUAUACUAGCCUGCCUAUUAAGUGUUACUUUUUUUUUUUUUGUGUGUGUUUCCUUAAAGAGGUUGUGCACUGUAUAUACAUGUCAAGCCUCACUACAACGAUACAUGCACUCAGAAAUAAAGAAUUUAUAAAGGGAAUGAGGGAAAAAAAAGGGAAGGUAUGCAUUUCAUAUUCCCUUGUUAAAUGAUUAAGAAUUUCCACUAAACUAAGGCUGGCAAUACAUAUAGCCCACAUCAUCCUUCGAACAGGCAAAAUCCAUGAUAACUGCCACAAAUGGCAUUACAAGACAAAGCGGUUCCCUUGUUUUAAUGUCCGCCAUUUUACUUUUAUUGUACCUCCUCGCUCUAGUUAAUACCUUAAAGGCAACUUGUUUCCAGUGGCCCUAAGCCUUGUCAGCGGUCAGUACAAACCAUAUAUAUGCAGAUAUAGGCCUAAAAAAUCUUCUAUGCUACCAUUUAUAUCUAUCAUACGCUAACUAACAGGUGCAGCAAGUUAUUACCACUAUUGUUUGAGUCUCCUAGAUUAACUUGGAUACCCUACAACCUGUAUUAUUUGCUACUGGUGGAACCGUGACAUGUAACUUAGCUCCAAGGCCACAAAACUGUUUAUACCAAUCUUGUUAUUGCUUGUGCGACCUGCCCUUAAACAUGUUUUAUAUCUUACACUAUGCAUAGUGACAUGAUCACUUCCUUUAUACUCGUAUCCUAAGAAUGUGCAAGUCUCAUCUGUUACCUACCUUUUCACACAGAAUGUUGAAGCUUGUUUGACCACAUAAUUUAAAAAAUUUGCAUGUUCCUUAUACGUCAUUUAAUGCAUUGUUUGUGUUUAUGGAAGCUUGCCCAUGCUAAUGUGACAUAUUAUAAGCUUGCCUGUAUUCUAUCAUAUAUGCACAACCAAAAUAAAAAAUCGGAAUAUCUGACGAUAAUGUCAAAACCGAUAAUUGGUCAAUCCCUAGUCAGUGUGUUUGUGUCUCUAUGUGGGUAUAUGUGUCAGUGACUGUUGCAGUGCUUAUGUCAAAAAAGUGUAUGUAAUCAGCAUUGCAUUAAAACACUUAAAUUGUAGAAUAACAUUACUUUCAAAAUACAGCCAGCAAACUCCACUCUUACAGGAGCGUCGCAUACAGCCAGGGAACACCACAUACACUGAUAAAGGGAGAGACUGGGGGGGGGCGUAGGGUGAGACGCUCAGGGCAAUUCACAAAAACAUUUUUCAAAAUAAUUCCAAACGACAAAACUGAAGCAAAUAUACCCUUGUUCUAACUAUAGCAAAUUAAGAGAAGAUUUCCAGAUAAGCUAUUUUUGCUUCCAUUAUUCCAUGAAGAUUUUUGUGAAAGAGUUUAGCAUAUAACCCAGGUAAUGUUCAGUACUCUAGGCAGUGUCUCAAUCUUUGUAAUUGGUAUUAUUUUGUGUCAGGACAAGUAGAGGGGGCUACCACCUUAGUCCCUUGGAGAAGUAGAUUUGUUUUAAUUCCACACCCAUGCAUACAAAAAUUUCUAUAUGAAUAUCUAUAAUCUUCUACGUGAUGUUUGAGAAAAAUGUAGUUAGUCAGUGUUUUCUGUUUUUAUUUCUCUGUAACGGUCAUCCAAACUUGACUGUUUCUAUUUAAAUGUAUAUGGAAAGUGCAGAAUGUAUACAACAAUGCAUAGCUCCUUUUUGUAAUGUAUGAUUGUGGGGUUUUUUUUUUUUUUUUUUCUUCCUAAAGUAACAAGAGAUUAAUCAGAGGAAGCAUGCCUGUAGCCAGACACCAGAAUCCCUUACCAAAGAACAAUGCAGCAGUUCCUGCAUGCACUCUUCCUCCACGAGGUCAUUUUAGACAUACGAGGUAAGUCUAUUGAGGUCUGUAGUUAUCUAGCGGGAAAGAGAACUCUAGGCUGGUUAUUAGGGGGAGGGCAGGGGGAGGUUUUUUUUUUUUUGUUUGUUUUGUUUUUUUUGUCAGUGGCUGCAGUAGUGUAGAAUUACCUGAAUUGUCUUUCAUUGUGUUCUUGAUUAGAUAAUGUUUUGUUUUUUUCCUUCUUCACAAAGUAACAAGAAAUUAAGUAGAGGAAGCAUGCCUGUAGCCAGACACCAGAAUCCCUUGCCAAAGAACAAUGCAGCGGUUCCUGCAUGCACUCUUCCUUCACGAGGUCAUUUUAGACAUAUGAGGUAAGUCUAUUGAGGUCUGUAGUUAUCUAGCGGGAAAGAGAACUCUAGGCUGGUUAUUAGGGGGAGGGCAGGGGGAGGUUUUUUUUUUUUUGUUUGUUUUGUUUUUUUUGUCAGUGGCUGCAGUAGUGUAGAAUUACCUGAAUUGUCUUUCAUUGUGUUCUUGAUUAGAUAAUGUAUUUGUUUUUUGUUUUCCUUCUUCCCAAAGUAACAAGAAAUCAAAUAGAGGAAGCAUGCCUGUAGCCAGACACCAGAAUCCCUUACCAAAGAACAAUGCAGCAGUUCCUGCAUGCACUCUUCCUCCACGAGGUCAUGUUAGACAUACCAGGUAAUUCUAUUGAGGUCUGUAGUUAUCUUGUGGGAAAGAGAACUCUAGGCUCGUUAUAAAGGGAAGGGUUUUGUAUGUGGGAUUUUUUUAUUUAUUUUUGUCAGUGGCUGCAGCAGAGUGUAGAAUUACCUGAAUUGUCUUUCAUUGUGUUCUUGAUUAGAUAAUGUAUCGUUUCUUUUUGUUUUGUUUUUUGUGCCAACUAUAUGGAACUCCCCAGAGUGACACCUGUACCUCCAUACCCACCGAUGCAGGCUAUGCAAACACCACAGUUUCCACAUGUGGUAGAUAAUCCUUACAUGCAAUCCAGGUAAACGAGAUUUGAUUAUAUUGUGCAGACAGGUCUUAUACGUGACACUGCAUUUGGCAUGACAGGUUCACAUUAAUGCAGUUAUAACGGCUCGUAAAGCAUGUUAAGUAGAAAUGUUGCCAAAUGUACAGAUUUUAAUUUGUCUAAUGUAUAGAUGAUAGUUAAUGCUCUUUCAUAUAAAUCUGCUAUGCUUACCGUGACCGAUUACACUUUACUCAAAAUCUAGCCUUAUGCCAUGCAGAUUAAGGCUUUUACACUGCAUUUAUUGCAUUUCUAAGAGUGGUGAGCCCCCCUUCCCAUAGUCUUAUGGUAUAAAGACGUUGGGUCUAACUCAAAUGAUGAUCUCCACCCUUCCAAUCAUUUUUUUUUUUUUUUAAAUCUUUAUAUUCUAAAAUAUGAUUCCUGUGAUACUAAAAAGUAUUUAAAAUCUUGGGCCAUAAGGGGGAUGGGGAGUAUCAGGCUAGCUGUGUUUUAUGUUUGGCUGUUUUGGCCUAAACUUUGAAAUGCACUUUACAUUCUUAGCAGUGCACAGUUUGCACUAAAACUAUGCACGAGAACAAAGAAAUAUGAUUUAUUUAUUUGGGGCCUGGAUCAUUUUUGGUGAAUAUAUACAUAAAACUUGCUUAUUAAAUUAUUUGAUUAUUUAGAAGCCAAUAUUAUUUGUUGCUGCUCACUUAUGUUCACAAAACUUGCUGUUCUCCAGCGUGUUAUGUCCCUCUAUAUAAAUAUUGAUGACCUAUGGAAAAGUUUUUAUUGUCUUUCUGGCCAUAGCUGGAGACUUCCACCAGCAGGAAAAAAAAAUUGGUCUUGCAUGAACUGGUAACUUCCCUUUGUUCUUUUGGCGCCUUUCACUAGGCUCUUGACUGUUUUAAUUUUAAAGGGACACUUCACAGCUCAGAUGCUUAAAGGAUUGCUAUAGGGUCAGGAACACAAACAUGUAUUCCUGACUCUAUAGUGUUAAAACCACCAUCUGGUCCCCUCAUGCCUCCAUAAAUAUAGCUAAAUGUUACCGUAUUCAAGCCUGAAGCGGUAGAUCUGCAUGCUGUUUGACUCAUGGAAAAAAAAAAAGCUGUCUGCUGACAUAAUCAGAAGUGGUAGCCUGAUCCAAUCACAAUGCUUCCCUAUAGGAUUGGCUGAGACUGACAAAUAGGCAGAUCAGGGGCAGAGCCAGCAUAAUUCAAACACAGCCCUGGACAAUUAGCAUCUCCUCAUAGAGAUGAUUUAAAUCAAUGAAUCUCUAUGAGGAAAGUUCAGUGUCUGCAUGCAGAGGGAGGAGAUACUGAAUGUUUGGAUGCAUUUUGUCCAUCUUAAAUGUGGUUCUAUUUAAGUUUCAUUCAGUGGAUCAGAUUCCGAGGCUUUCCUUCUCUUAAAUGGGAUGUGGAGUUUCUUUCCAGAUAGAGGGAGAGAGAAAGAUGAUAUAGGAAAUGAAUUGCUUGUAAUGUUUCUAAAAAAAAAAAACAAAAAAAAAAAACUGCAUUCUACAUAUAGUGAGUAAUGCUUCAGAAAAGUAUGACCUUUUCUGAAGCAUUACACAGAAUGGGCAUCGACCAGUGAUGGGCUGAGCAUUUCAGCUGAUGCUCUCAGCCUAUUGCCCAUGCAAACUCUUCCACAUGUGCAAGUCAAACUAGUUCUUGGUGGACUCCACUUUAAGUAUUUAAAGAGUUCAAAAGGGGUUUUACUGUAAUUCUAAGAAGGCAAUUGUGGACUCCUUGCACCAUAACCACUUCAUUGACAUGAAGUGGUGUUGGCUCCUGGAUUGGUCCUUUAACCUAUGUCUAGAAAGGAAAGUUAAAGUACCACUCCUGUCAUAAAAGUAAUUGGAUUGACAUGUAGUUUUACAGGGGGUUGUGUGAAGCUAAUAAAGGGUUAAAGGUCUUAGUUUUUCAACUUUAAGGACCAAACUUCUGGAAUAAAAGGGAAUCAUGACAUGUCACACGUCAUGUGUCCUCAAGGGGUUAAAGGGACACUAUAGUCACCAGAACUACAGCUUAUUGAAUUUGUUCUGGUGAGUAGAAUCACUACCUUCAGGCUUUUUGCUGUAAACACUGUCUUUUCAGAGAAAAUGCAGUGUUUACAUUACUGGCCACUCCUCAGAUAGCUGUUAGAGAUCCUUCCUGGGUCAUGGCUGUCUAAAAUGCAUCCAAGCAUUCAGUAUCUCCUCCCUCUGCAUGCAGACACUGAACUUUCCUCAUAGAGUUUCAUUGAUUCAAUUAAUCUCUAUGAGGAGAUGCUGAUUGGCCAGGACUGUGUUUGGAGGCAGAUUAGGGGGCAGAGCCAGCACAAUUCAGUCUAAGCCAAUCCUAUGGGGAAACAUUGUGAUUGGAUCAGGCCACCACUUCUGAUGAUGUCAGCAGACCGCUAUUCUGAGGCAAACGGCAUGCAGAACUACAGCUUCAGGCUUGAAUACACUUUUAACACUACAGGGUCAGGAAUAUGUUUGUUCCUUUAAUAUUAAUAUAGGGUUUUUUGUUUUUCUAUUUUCUUUUUCACACAGCCAGCUAUAGACUGUAUAAUCAUACGCCUUGUGUUAACAUCUACCUUCUUCUGCAUCUUGUUAUUGUAGAGGAGGUGGCAGACACAGUUACCCAUAUGGAAGACCUGGCUCACAUAAUUUUGGCAAAAGGAAACCUACCAGUACCGCCUCUGGGCCUGCUCAGAAUCAGUCGGGACGCGGACAUCCUUACAGACGGCACCCAGCACCUAACUGGCAUAGACCUGUAAAUUACUGAUCAUAACAGUUGACGUGUGAAGAAAUCGUUCCUCCUUUUAAUUAAAUGCAACUUACUUUUACUUACAAACUUAUUACACUUUUAGAAGAAGAAAAAAAUCCUGUGGAGAACUGACUGGAAAGACUUUAUAACUAAUGGGAGUUUGGCUUACAUGCUGUGUGCCAAACAGCCUAGCAAAUCCAGUUGCUGCACAUGUAAAGUUACAUCUCGGAGGACCUGUCCACAUAAGUGAGCUUAUUGCCCGCAUAUGAACAGUGACAUAAGAAAACAUUUUUGGGGGUUUUGUUUUUUUACCCCCCUUUACAUUUAGUUCAAAUUCAUGUUAAAUGCUGCAUAUAAAAGUUGGCGAUUUUUACUUGUCACCAAGUAAUGCCUUGUUAGUUCCUUCCUAUAUCAGCUAUUCACAGAUGAUUUUCUCUGGAACAUGGCACUGCCAAAGUAAGAGUCCACUCAAGUUGCAUUUGGGAUCAGAUUAAAGCAUACUAAAGGUUGUUGGUGUUUUAAUUGUAUUAUUUUAACUGUUAGAGUAAAAUCUAGGUCACUUUAAUGUCCUGUUAUCAUCUUAGCAAUGUGAUCUUAAAGCUCUUUUCCACCAUUUUAGUACGUUUUUAAAGUUUCAUGCAAGCUGAUAGUAGUGUUAAUUGGGGGGGAUUAAAGGGCCCUUUAAAGCACCUUAGUCAGUACAGCCUAUUGUAGUGGUUAUGGUGUUAGUAGGCUGCUGACAGCAUCCCUGGUUCUGUGUUAAUUAAUUUUAAGGGAUUUGACUCAGUUGCUCAGUCAACCAUAGAUCAGCCCUUCACUUACCAAAUUGCAACUGCUAAAGAAAUAUUAUGGCUGGAUGCUUUGGCUGACGUCAUCAGCUCACACAAUCCGCAAAAUGUUAAGCUUUAAAAUGUUUUGACACAGAACCAGGGACUGAUGGCAGUAGCCUGCGGGCACCAAAACCAAUAUAAUGGGCUGUAGUAUUAUGGUGCUUGGCCCUUAAAUUGUUUAAGUGACUGCUUUCAUAAGUACUUAGAAGGAAUGUUGCUUCUUGGAGGUGAGCAUAAUUUGCAGUCAAAUUUGACAUACUGAAAACCUGUAGGAAAAAAUAUUUAAUACCGGUAAAGAAAAAAGUACUUGUUUUGUAUUACUUUAAAAUAAAUAUAUUUAGUUUUUUAAUCCUAUCCUUUUUAUAUUCAGUGCCUUUCCAAACAAAAAGGUUUGUUUACUCAUACAGAAAAAAAAAUCGAACAAAAUUUACUUCUUGAUUGUUCUUUCCCACAUUAGUGAUUGCUGUUCUGCUUAUUGGAUUAUUUGCAACAAUUGUGUGACAGGAC
Pelobates cultripes (western spadefoot toad) is the source of this 17539-nucleotide messenger RNA. The record is from the annotation of a GenBank genome assembly. Lineage: Eukaryota; Metazoa; Chordata; Amphibia; Anura; Pelobatidae.